Moneuplotes crassus is the source of this 1377-nucleotide messenger RNA. The record is from the annotation of a GenBank genome assembly. NCBI's taxonomy places the organism in Eukaryota, Ciliophora, Spirotrichea, Euplotida, Euplotidae.
UUAUAAUCUGUGUAUAAAUGGGGUAUAGCGAUGCUGACAUAAACAGUAGCCAAGCUGAUGAAAAAUCCCAGUACUUAGGUUCUGAAAAAGAGGUUCGCCUGAAGAUAAGCAGUGAAAGUAAUCCUGAAAGUCUCAAAACUCCUGCUAAAAAUCAGUGAGGCUCUUUACACAAGAGCCCAGCCUCUAAAGACAAGAAACAGCCUAUAGAAGGUAUUAGUCUAAGCAAAGAUAUUGUGAAGAAGUUCCAAACUCAGUGCAAAGUCCGCCAGAAGGAAUACAAGGAGAGACUCUCGUCUUCUCAUAAACUUGGCAAUGCAGCCAAGAAUGCAGUCUUGAAACUUGAGCCUCUUUUGCCUAAGAAUUUGAAGGCAGAGUUACAUAAAGUUGGCAAGCCAUCGUAUGAUCUUUCUAAAUUUCAAGAGAAAGUGAACAAAAUUAGCCCGACUAAUUAUCAUAUCAAAGAGAGAGCGAUCAAGCUCUGAGCGAAGAUGGUCAGGCUGAUAGAGCUCUACAGACUUAAUGACAAAAUGCUUCAGAAAUCAGAAGAAAAGCUGAAUUCUUUCAAGAACAAGUCAGGCAAAGAAUUACUGGAAGAAAUUGCUAAUUCACCUAAACUAUCCAAAUCGCCUAGGAGAAGGUCCAAAAGAGGUGGAAUUAGAAGAAUUGGUAACAAAAUGCAUUCGAAAAGUUUCCUGUCCCCUUCUAAAAUUCUUAAGAAAGUUAGAGAGCUUGAUGAAGAAGAUGAAGAGCAACCAAAUGGUAAAGCAAUUCACCAUUCCAACAUCUACAGUAAACAAGAAAUGAUGAAGCUCACUAAAGAUAACCUGAAAAAGUUUGAAAAGAAGAAGACUUCGAAGCUUGAUAAAAGUAGCUAUAAGAUUGACCCUUGCCAGAUCGAAAUAGAGGCUUUCAUUCAGAACACUCCUAAACUCUCAGAAAUUCCUGGGAUGAGCGCUGGCAAAAUGUUUAAACUAACAGAAGUAUUUUCCAAGUGCAUGGGUAAUUCCAUUGCUGCCACAGGGAACUCUCCUAUGCUAUACAACGAUAUGUUUUACUCAUUGUGUCAGAGUAGCAUAGGAGGCUCUUCCUGCUAUGGCUUCUCCACAGCUAGAACAAGCCAUAAUCUGCCUCAGAAUGUUGGCAUGAUGCCUCAUGGAAACCAUCUGCGGUGGCAGAAUAGUAAGGAUACCAUCUCUGAGCUGCAUAAGGCACUUAGCUUCAGCCAGCUUUCUAAUGCUGGCUCGGAUGAUUACAAGAAGGACAUCAUUAAUAAUAAAGACUACCUAAAAGAUUUCCAAUGUGCUGAGAAAGAGCGAGAACUCGAACUCAGCGACUAUGCUGACUUCUAAUUCAUGCCAUAUUUCAUUUUGUUCUAAA